Messenger RNA from Serpula lacrymans var. lacrymans S7.9, 1029 nucleotides. RefSeq lists its product as uncharacterized. The transcript has 4 exons. Lineage: Eukaryota; Fungi; Basidiomycota; Agaricomycetes; Boletales; Serpulaceae. Gene Ontology annotation, molecular function: nucleic acid binding; zinc ion binding. Bases 1 to 1029 code for a protein of 342 amino acids. The record is from RefSeq and is a predicted model, not a curated record.
AUGCGUGCACAGAUUGCAACAUUAACCUUGCAACUUGCCAAGCUGCAGACAAACCCUCCUGUGGCAACCCCCUCGGUUAAGAAGAAAUUCAACAAAAAAGUCAAAGUCGUCGCUGACCCUGGCACCUUUGAGGGAGAUAGAGCGCAAUUUGCCGAGUGGUGGAUCAAACUCCAGAUUUGGGUUAAGACAAAUUGGGACGCAUUUGCAGACAAUAAUCAGGAAUGCUACACCGCAGGAGUGUGGCCGACCUCAGACGAUCUCAAGAAGGAGAUUGAAAAAUAUUUCAAACCACAAGCUGAGCGUGACUGGGUGCGUCAGCAAAUCUGUUCCUUCAAACAAGGAAAUAUGAGGACGGAUGACUAUGUUACCCGGUUCCUGGCCCUCUCCAUCCAAGGAGGGCUUGGUAAUGAACAUGCAGUGGAACUACUGGAGCGCAAUGUGAACCCCCACAUUGCAGAACAGAUUUACUUGCAGGAUACAAGAAACAACAACUUGGCCCUGGCAGCUGAGGAAGUACGACAAAUUGGUAGAGCCAUAGAGCUUUACCAAAUGCACCAAGGUGGCGGGUCCACCACCAAAAACAAUGAAACCCAGAGGCACCCUGGGUCAUCAAACCAUCAAAAACAUUCUCACAGGUUCAAGCCAUUCGGGCUGCAACCAGGGCAGGGAGCCCCUAUGGAUAUUGGCGCGGUCCAAGGAGGACAGAUGCGCAGAUUCCGGGGAAACUGCUAUAAUUGCGGCCAAGAGGGACACAUGUCCCAAGGCUGCAGAAAAGGAGUGCAGGCCGCUCAGCAAAAAAAUAAUCAAAGGCGCUGUUAUGCACAAGACAAGUUCGAGGAUGUAGUUCUGAAUAGAGGGAUUCCAACGGUUGUUGGUCUUCUUCCGCGCCAGGCGCACCAAUUAGAGUCCAAGAAACCGGACAAUCGGCUCCAAACUCUGGCCGGUUGUUCGUACAACGAAAUCCGGGCCUUUUUCUAUGACCAACAGGUCAAUGAGAUGAAGGCUCAGGGAAAAAAGUUCGGAGCUUAG